Molecule: messenger RNA, 582 nt
Organism: Bacidia gigantensis
Lineage: Eukaryota; Fungi; Ascomycota; Lecanoromycetes; Lecanorales; Ramalinaceae
Exons: 1
Coding region: 1-582 (193 amino acids)
Source: RefSeq, a predicted model, not a curated record
AUGCCUCGUAGACAAACGAGCCAGAACUUUAGGGCCGAAGACUAUCAAGCUGCUCUCCGUGCCGCACAACAGAACUUGAAUGAACGCCGCAACGCAGAACAGGCACCAGUCCAACAAGCAUCCUGUCAUAACCGCUCAAGUGGUAACGGAAACAACGACAACUCACUCCUCGUCGACUGGCUCAAUGAACCAGCCAACUUCCUUUUACUCCAACACGUUCAUCGUACCCCCGGCGGAAUGGAAGAAGCCCGAGCCAUCGAUCGCUCAGGGGACGCUCGCCGCCUAACGGAGACAACAAAUCGCUGGAUACGUGAAUCGUACGAGUCAGAGAUGGGACCACUAAAUACUAAGUUGCAGCAACAGGACGAUGUCUAUGCUCAGUUGAGGGCCGAGCAACGCGAGGACGACGAGAACCUGCGACGACGCGGUCUGCCUGUCCCUCCGUACCGCCCUGAAGAUCAUGAAGGGUUUGAGGAGCACCCAGAUCACCCUGCAAACGAGCACCAGCACAUGAAUGGUAGCCGUGGUGCAUCCAGUGGCCGUGGUCCAGGAAGCUCAGGUCACCACGGUAGUCGACGCUAG